Messenger RNA from Australozyma saopauloensis, 591 nucleotides. RefSeq names its product Tsa1bp (gene TSA1B). Gene Ontology annotation, biological process: cell redox homeostasis; cellular response to stress; hydrogen peroxide catabolic process. Gene Ontology annotation, molecular function: thioredoxin peroxidase activity. Lineage: Eukaryota; Fungi; Ascomycota; Pichiomycetes; Serinales; Metschnikowiaceae. The record is from RefSeq and is a predicted model, not a curated record. The coding region runs from base 1 to 591 and encodes 196 amino acids. Gene Ontology annotation, cellular component: cytosol. The transcript has a single exon.
AUGUCUGCCGUUAUCCAAAAGCCAGCCCCAGCAUUCAAGAAGACUGCCGUUGUCGACGGUGUUUUCGAGGAGAUCAGCUUGGAUCAAUACAAGGGUAAGUGGGUCUUGUUGGCCUUCAUUCCAUUGGCCUUCACCUUCGUGUGUCCAACUGAGAUCAUCGCUUACUCUGACGCUGUCAAGAAGUUUGCUGAGAAGGACACCGAGGUUUUGUUCGCCUCCACUGACUCCGAGUACUCUCUUUUGGCUUGGACCAACGUUGCCAGAAAGGAUGGUGGUUUGGGCAAGGUCAACAUUCCUUUGAUUGCCGACACCAACCACUCUUUGUCCAGAGACUACGGUGUCUUGAUCGAGGAGGAGGGUAUUGCAUUGAGAGGUAUCUUCUUGAUCGACCCUAAGGGAACCUUGAGACAAAUCACCAUUAACGACUUGCCAGUUGGUAGAUCCGUUGAUGAGUCUUUGCGUUUGGUUGAGGCUUUCCAAUUCACCGAGAAGUACGGUGAGGUCUGUCCUGCCAACUGGACUCAAGGUGCUGAUACCAUCAAGCCAGAUGUUGCUCAGUCCAAGGAGUACUUCGGUAAGCAACUGGAGUAA